AUGGUUCUCACCAAAGAAUAUAGAAUAUGCAUGCCUAUGACAGUCGAAGAGUAUCGUAUCGGACAGUUAUAUAUGAUAGCAAGGCAUAGCUUUGAGCAGUCAAGUAAUGGUGAAGGGGUGGAGGUAAUUGCCAAUGAACAAGUUAAUGAUGAAAUAAAUGGGGUUGGCCAGUUUACUGAAAAAAGGAUACAUUUGUCUAGCCAUUUACCAUAUUGGAUCCAAAGUAUAAUACCAAAGAUUUUUUAUGUUACUGAAAAAGCCUGGAAUUACUAUCCAUACACAAUAACAGAAUAUACUUGUUCUUUUAUUCCAAAAUUUUUAAUAUCCAUCCAAACAAGAUAUGAAAAUAAUAAUGGGACAACUGAAAAUUGUUUGGGUUUAACAGCAGAAGAACUGGAACAGCGUGAUGUAGACUUUUUGGAUAUAGCUUAUGAUGAAAUCAAACCUCAUCACUAUAAAGAGUCUGAAGACCCUAAAUUUUUUAAGUCAGAAAAAUCUGGCAGAGGCCCACUUACUGAAGGCUGGAGGGACACCCACUCGCCAAUCAUGUGUUGUUACAAAGUAGUCCAUGCUAAAUUUGAAGUGUGGGGACUGCAGACUAAAGUAGAGGAUUAUGUGCAAGUAGCAAUCAGGGAAAUACUCCUCCUUGGCCAUCGGCAAGCUUUCACAUGGAUGGAUGAAUGGUUUAAUAUGACCAUUGAGGAUGUCCGAACAUAUGAAAAGGAAAUGCAGGAUAAGACCAACAUGAAGGUAAAAACCGCUUUAGAAGAAGCAGAAAAUACUCAAGAUGGACAAGACAGCAAAAAGUCAUCACAGCCGGCGACACCCAAGACUCCAAAGUCGCCUAAAAGCCCUCUAGGGACGCCCUCCGAAUCGAGAUCAUGGUUUUCUUGGUCA
Brenthis ino (lesser marbled fritillary) is the source of this 897-nucleotide messenger RNA. NCBI's taxonomy places the organism in Eukaryota, Metazoa, Arthropoda, Insecta, Lepidoptera, Nymphalidae. The record is from the annotation of a GenBank genome assembly.